CUCCUCCUUAGUUUUUCUGUGGACGAUUGGAUUUGCUGCUGUCUUGUUGUAUGCACAUCUUCCUGCACAUGAAGAUGCGAUGAGACACACUAUUAAUAUUCGUCCCAGAUUGAACACCGAAAUCCAAGCCAUUGGGCAGUUCUUCACUAGAGAGAGUCAACCACCUGCCACCGACGCCCAUGACCCAGUGUCCUGUAAAUGUCGACUGGGAGGCCUAAAGUUUCGUACGUAUUAUAAAUCACAGCUGUCUGUAACGCUACCUUGGCUGAAUAUGACGUCCUAUGAGAUGCUGGAAAGGACGCACCCCAACUUGCCGAUCAACAUGUAUCAUGACCUCGCUGCGAAACGGUGCCAUUUACUCCCGUCUUUUAGUAGGUAAGUCCAUCUACAACACUGCUUCCAUGUACUUAUGCUAUUUCAAUUGGAGGUUCCUUGGACUAAAGUGUUGUGUGUCUUGCAGAAUAAGGUGGUAUAAUAGUUAUUACCAGCCCGUGGUAGUUGCCAAGCGCACCCAGUUCCUCCUCUAUUCAGCUUACUUGGAUAACCGUAUUGCUACUGACGUGCGACCCUGUAUCCGUAUCCUUGCAUACAGCAAAGACACGAAUCCUACAGCUCCUUGGUGCAGCAUCUGGUUCAACACAACGGGGCCGCCCGCCGUCUCGCGCGUCAUCAGAAUCGAUUACUUGGAUUGGCAACCCAGGUCAGACGAUCGCCACAUGACCUUCCUGCUCACGUGUCGAAUCCCGAAGUACAAUUCUCACCUCGCGCCCUUAUCGGUGUCCGUUGUGAGUCGCCCGUGUGAGAAGUCCAUUAUGACUUUGUUGAAGGUAAUUGGAUCUAUGGAACGCAACACUACAACUGCUUUGGUUAACUCAAGCAAGAAUAAAGAAAGCUCGCCUGUGUGGAACGCGGCCGUGUGCGGGCCGGCGGUCUCCUACUACCACGAAGACGUUUCCAUCCAGCUAGUCGAGUGGCUGGAGCUCCUGAGGGCUUUGGGCUUCGCCAGGGUGUUCCUGUACGAGACGGACGUCCACCCCAACAUCGAGAAGGUCCUGCGCUACUACGAGGCCGAGGGAUUCGUUGGUGUCACUAAAUUCGCAUACCUGGUCAACGAUCCCAUCCUGCGCAAGUAA
Messenger RNA from Penaeus monodon (black tiger shrimp), 1133 nucleotides. RefSeq lists its product as uncharacterized. The coding region runs from base 282 to 1133 and encodes 283 amino acids. The transcript is spliced from 5 exons. The record is from RefSeq and is a predicted model, not a curated record. NCBI's taxonomy places the organism in Eukaryota, Metazoa, Arthropoda, Malacostraca, Decapoda, Penaeidae.